Messenger RNA from Ixodes scapularis (black-legged tick), 1215 nucleotides. Its product is annotated as cholesterol 7-desaturase nvd 1. Gene Ontology annotation, biological process: chlorophyll biosynthetic process; cholesterol metabolic process. The transcript has 5 exons. NCBI's taxonomy places the organism in Eukaryota, Metazoa, Arthropoda, Arachnida, Ixodida, Ixodidae. Gene Ontology annotation, molecular function: chlorophyllide a oxygenase activity; 2 iron, 2 sulfur cluster binding. The coding region runs from base 1 to 1215 and encodes 404 amino acids. Gene Ontology annotation, cellular component: chloroplast. The record is from RefSeq and is a predicted model, not a curated record.
AUGUUGCCUGUAACGGAGUAUUUUAUGUUGCCCUUACCUGUCAACAAUUGGAGCAUCAUUGGUUACACCAUUGGAUCAGUGUUGUUUUGCCUGUCGUGCGUCCUCUACUGGCAUCAGCGAAAUAUUGCCGCGACCAGAAAGAAAUUGGAGACACCUCGAAUAAGGUUUCCGAGACCAGACCUACCUCCUGUAUUCCCGAACGGCUGGAUCCCAGUUCUCGAAUCAGAGGCUCUCGGAAUUGAAGCGGUGAAGCGCUUGGAUGUCCUUGGUUUAGAACUGGUUGCGUUUCGCACCAAGGACGGCGUGGCCCACGUGACGGACGCUCACUGUCCCCAUCUCGGAGCACAUUUGGGAGUCUUGGGAAGAGUGGUCGGCGACUGUAUCGAAUGCCCUUUCCACGGUUGGAGAUUCAAUGGUGACGGGGCUUGCGUACACGUGCCAUACGACGCCAAAGUUCCAGAAUUCGCUCAUAUCAAGAAGUGGGAAACGGACGAAGUGAUGGGACUUCUGUGUGUGUGGUACCACGCCGAAGGCGAAAAGCCGUCGUGGAAAAUUGAAGAUGUGCCUGAGAUCAGCAGCGGAGGCUGGAAACUGUUCAAGCGCUACGAAGAGACCGUCACAGGUCACAUUCGAGACCUCGCUGAAAACGGAUCGGACAUGGUGCACUUUAAGUAUUUCCAUGGACCAAACUUCUUUGUAACUGCAGAAGAGUUCUCGCAGAAUGGCGGGGUUACCACUUGGGGGCGUUUUCUGACGCACAUCUGGAAGGCCAAUUGGCACACGGAGGCUCACAAAUGCGUCGUGGACAUGGACGCGGACAUAAAAGUGUUUGGGAAGACCCCAAGUUUUCUCUACAACCGCUCGUACCUCAAACUCCAGGGACCAGCGCUGCUGGUUGUCCGCACCGAUUGCAAGUUUGGAAAGCAGAUCACAGUUACUUCAAUCACUCCGGAAGGGCCGCUUCAAAUACGGCUUAUUCAUAGGAUGCACUGCGAUCAGAGCACUUCAUUCCUUUUUCGUCUGGUGAGCAGCAGAGCUUAUCAGCUUUCGUUCCAGAGAGACAUGCUCGUGUGGAACAACAAGACCAUCUGGAAGAAUCCACCCCUGCAGAAAGAAGACCGAACCAUAGCCGACUUCCGAAGGUGGUACCAGCAGUUUUACACCAAGAACAGCCCUACGUGGCAAGACGUCAGAGAUCGCUCCCUGCAGUGGUGA